AAUAAGAACAUCUCAUUUCAGUAGGCCUUUAAAUUGCGUUUAUUUUGAAAAAAGAAAAUCUGCUGUGGUAGGAAACGUAAGUUGCGGGCUUCUAGCGCAUGCGCAGAUGUACUUGAAGCGAGGACCGCAUGCUAUGGUUCGGAGAAUUUUCGAUUUCACGAUCUUAAAGUCUUAUGAUUCACAGCAAAUAUAGCAACACUUAUCUCAAGUCGUGUUUCCCAAAGCCACGAAACGUGCAUUGAGUUUGGAGCGAUAUCUGAAGUGAAGAUUGAAGACGUGAUAGAAGAUGGACGACUACUGCUAUGCUAAGAUGGCGACGUCAUGUCAAAGAGAACAUUCCAGCAAAUCACCGACGGAGAUAAAGACGGAAGAUGAAGACAUCCAGCAACUGAUUAGUCACCCUGAAGAACUUCGGUCUGAGCCGCAGGGGGUCAGCUCCACUUUGAAGCAGGAGGCUCCGCAGCCACCUCACAUUAAAAUGGAAGAGGAGGAACUCUGGAUCACUCAGGAGGAAGCUGAUCUUACCAAGCUGCCACUGACUGUUGUCUCUGUGAAGACUGAGGACGAUGAAGAGAAACCACACGUAGACGACCUCUUAGCUCCACUAUCAGAUAGUGAGGUUGAAGACGAGGUUGAAGUAACUUUGAGCAGCGAUACAGACUGUGAAGGUGACACGAGGACUCACACUGACAAAAAACACGCCGACUGCUCGAAAAAGAAGACGCGUAAAAAAACGUUGAGCUGCACGGUUUGUGGUACAAGAUGUACAAAAAAGAGCCGUUUGACUCUACACAUGAGAACACACACAGGAGAAAAACCAUUCAAUUGUUCAGUUUGCAGGAAAAGCUUUUCUCAAAAUAGCGGUUUGACUCUACACAUGAGAACACACACAGGAGAAAAACCAUGUAAUUGCACCGUUUGCGGCAAAAGCUUUUCUGUAAAGAAUCCGUUGAUUGUACACAUGAGAACGCAUACAGGGGAAAGACCAUUCAAUUGCUCCGUUUGCGGUAAAAACUUCUCGCACAACAGCAGUUUGACUGAACACUUGAGAACACACACAGGAGAGAAAACCUUUCUUUGUUCAGUUUGUGGGAAAAGCUUUUCUCGAAGAAGACAACUGAUUCUACACAUGAGAACACACACAGGAGAGAGGCCAUUUAAAUGUUCAGCUUGCUGCAAAAGCUUUUCUCACAGGUGGAAUCUGACCAAACACAUGAGAACACAUGCGGUGGAAAAAAUCUUCAAUUGCUUAGUUUGUUGCAAAAGCUUUUCUGAAAAGGGUGAUUUGACUGAACACAUGAAAAUGCACAAAGGAGAAAGACAAUUUAAAUGUUCAGUUUGCAGUAAAAGCUUUUCUACUAAUGGCAAUUUGACUCAACACAUGAGAACACACACCGGAGUAAAACUAUUUAAUUGUUCAGUUUGUUGUAAAACCUUUUCUCAAAAGGGCAGUUUGACUUACCAUAUGAGAACUCACACCGGAGAAAGACCAUUUCGUUGCUCAGUUUGCAGUCAAAGUUUUUCUUACAAACAGGGUUUGACUCGACACCAAAUGAAACACACGGCAGCGAAACCGUUCAGCUGUUCAUUUUGUGGCAAACGCUAUACUCGAAGGAGCCGUUUGUCCGGUCACCUAAGAACACAUCGUAAGUAGAAAAGAUUUUAAAAGAUAGAAACAUUUUAGUGUUCUGUUUGCGGUCAACGUCAUCCACACAGUCUCAUUUCUAAUCACAUGCGAACACACACGGGAGGAAAAAACAGUUACCUAAUUUAAAGUAAAAGCUUUUCUGUGGACAAAAUUUGACUCAACACAUAAACACCCUACAGAAAACUUUCUCAGUCGUUGUAUUGGCAGACAAAGACAUACCUGAUACAUGAAACCACACAGUACAAAAAAAUGUUUAGUUGCUUAGUUUGUUGUAAUAUAUUCACCCAGGAGUUAGCACAGGCCUGGGCAAUUAUUUUGACUAGCUCGGUUGACAGAAUGGCCGUGCCAGCAACUUGAGGGUUCCAGGUUCGAUCCCCGCUUCCGCCAUCUUAGUCCUUUGGCAAGACACUUUACCCACCUGCUCCCAGUGCCACCCACACUGGUUUAAAUGUAACUUGGAUAUUGGGUUUUACUAUGUCAAGCGCCUUGAGUCGCUAGAGAAAAGCGCUAUAUAAAUAUAAUUCACUUCACAUUUAGAGAAAAAAAUGUGACUGGGGCCGGUACAUCUGUUUUUAGGAACACUAAUACGAAACCUCACAAUAAUGUCUGAAUGAAUGCUAUAAAUGUUAUGACAAACCGCCUUAAAAAAUGUAAUGGAAUUUUACAUUUUUCUAUGAAGGAUAAAACACUGAAUAUUGACAAAAUAUGAACAUCGAUCGACAUAUUUUACAAGUGAAACGCAACAAAUACGCAACAAAGUAAAAUAUGAACACGAUGGGUACAAAAUACCCCCAACUACAAUCUGAUAUAUCUGAUAUUGUCAUGAUCCGCUACUUGGAUCAUGGCGUAUUCUGGUUUUGUUCUGUUUUGUAUCACAUCCUUGUAGUAUUUGACUCCAUAGAUCCUGGUGGCACUUCCUGUUUUGUUUCCAUUGUCACAGUAACCCAUUUGUGUCACCUCCAUCCAUCCAUUUUCUACCGCUUAUUCCCUUUCGGGGU
Molecule: messenger RNA, 2646 nt
Organism: Nerophis ophidion (straightnose pipefish)
Lineage: Eukaryota; Metazoa; Chordata; Actinopteri; Syngnathiformes; Syngnathidae
Product: gastrula zinc finger protein XlCGF57.1-like
Exons: 2
Coding region: 287-1654 (455 amino acids)
Biological process (GO): regulation of transcription by RNA polymerase II
Molecular function (GO): RNA polymerase II cis-regulatory region sequence-specific DNA binding; DNA-binding transcription factor activity, RNA polymerase II-specific
Source: RefSeq, a predicted model, not a curated record